Messenger RNA from Coniophora puteana RWD-64-598 SS2, 759 nucleotides. RefSeq names its product 14-3-3 protein. The coding region runs from base 1 to 759 and encodes 252 amino acids. Gene Ontology annotation, biological process: signal transduction. Lineage: Eukaryota; Fungi; Basidiomycota; Agaricomycetes; Boletales; Coniophoraceae. The record is from RefSeq and is a predicted model, not a curated record. Gene Ontology annotation, cellular component: cytoplasm. The transcript is spliced from 4 exons.
AUGCCGGAAUCGCGUGAGGACUCUGUCUACCUUGCCAAGCUCGCUGAGCAGGCUGAACGCUAUGAGGAGAUGGUUGAGAACAUGAAGCGCGUCGCCUCGUCCGACCAGGAGCUCACCGUUGAGGAGCGUAACCUCCUCUCGGUCGCCUACAAGAACGUCAUUGGUGCCCGCCGUGCCUCGUGGCGGAUCGUCUCCUCCAUCGAGCAGAAGGAGGAGUCAAAGGGCAAUGAGGCACAGGUCGCUAUGAUCAAAAGCUACAGGGAAAAGAUCGAGAGCGAGCUCGCCAAGAUCUGCGAGGACAUCCUCGACGUCCUCGACAAGCACCUCAUCCCUUCUGCUGCCUCGGGCGAGUCGAAGGUCUUCUACCACAAGAUGAUGGGUGACUACCACCGAUACCUCGCUGAGUUCGCCACUGGCGAUAAGCGCAAGGAGAGCGCUGACAAGUCGCUCGAGGCUUACAAGAACGCUUCGGAUGUCGCCAUGACCGAGCUCCCACCAACCCACCCCAUCCGUCUCGGUCUCGCCCUCAACUUCUCUGUCUUCUACUACGAGAUCCUCAACAGCCCAGACCGGGCCUGCCACCUUGCCAAGCAAGCAUUCGACGAUGCUAUUGCUGAGCUCGACACCCUCUCGGAAGAGAGCUACAAGGACUCGACCCUCAUCAUGCAGCUCCUCCGCGACAACCUUACCCUCUGGACGUCAGACAUGCAGGAGACUGACACGAAGGAUGAGCCCGCUGAGGCACCUGCUGACGAGUAG